Molecule: messenger RNA, 267 nt
Organism: Alternaria alternata
Lineage: Eukaryota; Fungi; Ascomycota; Dothideomycetes; Pleosporales; Pleosporaceae
Exons: 2
Coding region: 1-267 (88 amino acids)
Source: RefSeq, a predicted model, not a curated record
AUGGGCGCAACAAACCUCAUUCCGCUUGUGAUCCUCUUUGCGGUCGUUGGAGGCUUGGGAUGGGUGGGCUAUCAGAUCUUCCUCUACUCCAAUGAGCUCGCUGAACGCGGCGUCAAGAAGAUGGAAAAGAAGAACGUCGUCUUCACGAAAGACGGCGCAAAGGUCGGAGUUAAGGAGGUUAGCAACGAGACGUAUGCGGAUAAGACACAACGCGCUUUUGUCAAGACGUGGAACGCCGCGCAUGACGGGUGGGUGGUUGAUGAUUGA